Molecule: messenger RNA, 869 nt
Organism: Pomacea canaliculata
Lineage: Eukaryota; Metazoa; Mollusca; Gastropoda; Architaenioglossa; Ampullariidae
Exons: 5
Coding region: 19-735 (238 amino acids)
Source: RefSeq, a predicted model, not a curated record
UCCAGUCUGCUGCAGAGAAUGGCGAUCAUCCAACUUUUGCUGCUGACGGCCUUUGUUAUGACAAAUUUUCCGGAAUCCAAGAGUUUAUCACAAGCAAAAAAGAAAACAUCAUGUGGGAUCCGUCGUCUGAACGCAUUUGACAUGUUGCUGACCUGCUACUUCCACGUCAACAUUAGUGCUCUCCAGAUAGACUUCGCUGUGUAUCUCGAUAAAGGAGAACAAAGCCCAAGGGUGGUGGCAGAUUGCAUGUGGACUCCGAAACUCGAAUGUUUGGUGGAUAAUGGGUACAAGUACGAGGACGACAUUGUUGUUUACCAUGAUCACAUCAACAUCCGGAUACUCAACGCUAACACCGAGCAUGUUGGGACAUACACCUGUCAGAUGAUGGGCGAGAGCGAUUCUGGAAAUUGCAAUCUUAUCGAGGAAAAACUUACACAGACUUUGCCUUCAGUCAUUCCGUACACAGGGCAGACCUCUAGGACUAAUAACGCGUCAACACCAGCAACCACAUCUUUAGUCUCUGACGACCGACAGACACAAAGUGCAGAUGAGCAGAGCUCAGCCACUAGUGAGGUUGGUUCUGCUAAAGGUAUGUUUAUUACAUUUUACGAUGUUUAUUACAUUUACGAGCAUGAUGUGUUAAACAGUAUUAAUUAUUCUUGUAAUUUGCGAACUUGCGAUCUUACAGAAGAACCCAUAUCUUUCAACCAGUUAUCAGUUAGACAGGGCAAAUAGACAGUAUAACCACAUAUAACAGUAUAACAUAAAACUGAUAAAUCACUAGACCGAUACCCACCCACAUAGUGUCUUGGCGGAGAGGAAGGACCAUUUCUCUUACUGUCUUAUCAUGUUUACAAUGAACUCUUUGU